AUGGCUCUUCUUCUCUAUUGUUGCUUCUUUACCGCUCUUUCUCUUGCUCAUGGAGCUUCAACUAUUCGCAUUGCUCCUACUCAGCCUCCUACAGGUUCCGAGAAAACCCGUUUUGGAAAUUCGACAAUGAAAUUUAUAGUGGCAGAAGCGCCAUUAAACGCACCUUUUUACAAUAACCCUCAAGUGAUUGAAGAUGCUUCAGUGGCUUUAGCUGCUCAAAGAACAUUCAGAAAAGAUCCCCUCAAUGGUUUCGAGAAAUAUACUGGAGGAUGGAACAUCAGUAACCAACAUUACUGGGCUUCUGUGGGCUAUACAGCUGCUCCACUCUUUGCUGUUGCUGGUGUCUGGUUUUUGGGGUUUGGCAUUUGUUUAUUGGUUAUAUGUAUCUGUCACAUUUGCCAUAGAAGCAAAUCUAUUGGAUACUCAAGAGUUGCUUAUGUUGUUUCCCUUAUCUUCCUCCUCCUCUUCACUCUUAUGGCAAUUUUCUUCAAUCUUUGGGAUGCAGGUCAUCGUUUACACUCUUGUGAUUCUUGGAUGGAUUUUGGUGACUGGUACAUUCAUCUUGAGCGGAACAUUCCUUCUGCUACACAAGUACGUCUCAAGAUUCUCCAUUAA
Molecule: messenger RNA, 615 nt
Organism: Thlaspi arvense
Lineage: Eukaryota; Viridiplantae; Streptophyta; Magnoliopsida; Brassicales; Brassicaceae
Source: the annotation of a GenBank genome assembly